AGUCCAACAGAGAAAUCUAGAGAGCAGCAGUGUCAUUAACGCGUAAUACUUAAUCUGAAUGUUCAUUAUGAGAAUCAACAUAUGAUACUGGGUAUGAAAAAUAUAAACUAAACUCGGAGUAUAUAACUUGAAUUUGAUAGCAAAUACUUCUGACCGGAUCCGAUACGGGCAGGCAAAUAACUUAAUCUUACAGACUCUCAAAAAAUUUAAAUCAAUCACACGUCACACACGACAUCAAUCAACAACAUGCAAGGUUCGAGGAACUAUAAAACAUUUUGCAAUAUUUCCGAGCUUAAUUCUAAUACUCUGGCUACCCAACAAAAUUCAAUAAUACUUGGUGCUAAAAAAGCUGCUCUUGUACAUCAAAAAUACAAUGCAGGAACACAAUCUAUCACAAAUAUUACUAAUAAAAAUCAAGAAAAAAAAAUGAAAAAAAUACAAGGUAGUCCGUACAGGCAAAUUUUAGCUGCUUUCGUUGCUCAAUUAGGAACUAUUAAUACUGGUAUGACCUUUGGCUUUCCUGCAAUAGCUCUUCCGCAAUUGAAAGAUGGAAAUGGAACUAUAAAUAUAAAUUUAAAUGAAGCAUCUUGGAUAGCAAGCUUCUCAGCUAUUGGCACACCUAUUGGCUGUUUUUUCUCUGGCUAUAUGAUGGAUAUGCUUGGAAGAAAACUAUCUUUGAUUGUCACAGAAGUACCUGCUUUACUUGGUUGGUUACUGAUAUUCUAUGCAUCAGAUGUUCAUAUGAUUUAUGCUGGAAGAUUUUUUACAGGACUUGGAUCUGGAAUGGUAGGCGCACCAGCUAGAGUAUAUACUAGUGAAGUAACUCAACCACAUCUUCGAGGUAUGUUAACUGCUAUAGCCAGUGUAGGAGUCAGUACAGGAGUUCUUAUCGAGUAUGCAUUAGGUGCCAUAAUCUCAUGGAAUGUAUGUGCAAGCAUUAGUGCUAUUAUACCUGCAACUGCAUUAGUUCUCAUGUUCUUAUUUCCUGAAACACCUUCAUAUUUAAUUUCUAUUAAUAAACCUGAAGAAGCAAGAGAAUCGUUAAAGAAAUUUCGAAGUACUUCGUAUGACCUAAAUGAGGAAAUGAACACAUUGAUAAAUUUUUCUAAUAAAAACAAUCUUAAGAAACUUACUGGUUUUUAUGAAAUAGUAGUUGCACUAGUUCAACCAAAUGCAUUAAAACCAUUCUUAUUACUAUUCCUUUAUUUUCUAAUUUAUCAAUGGACUGGAACAAAUGCUGUUACAUUUUAUGCAGUGGAUAUUGUUGCAAUAUCUGGAAUUCAAUUAAACAAAUAUUUUGUAACAGUUUUCUUUGGUGUUAUAAGAUUAAUUUCAACGAUAGCUGCUUGUAUUGCUUGUCGAAGAUAUGGAAGAAGACCAAUGACUUUAAUUUCAUCUAUUGGUUGUGGAAUAACUAUGAUUGGACUUGGAAUAUAUAUAUGGUUAAAAGAAUAUUUAGUUAAUUACUCAUGGAUUCCAAUUCUUUGUAUUACAGGUUAUUCUAUUGCAUGCACACUAGGAUUUUUAGUUAUUCCCUGGAUAAUGAUUGGCGAAAUUUACCCAGUACAAAUUCGUGGUAUAAUUGGUGGAUUAACAACAAUGUUUGCACAUAGUUUUGUCUUUUCAGUAGUCAAAACAUACCCAUUACUAGCAACAUUAAUUACACAACAUGGAACAUUUCUUCUUUAUGGAUGCAUUUCAUUGAUUGGCACUAUUUAUUUCUACAUAUAUUUGCCAGAAACUAAAAAUAAAUCACUCCAGGAAAUAGAAGAUUUUUUUUCAGGAAGAAACAAUGAUUUAAAAACUGGAAAAAUAAAUAUUAAACCAAAUUUUCUGCAAGUGAGAAAGGGCCAAGUGCUUCCAUAGUUAUAGAUUUAUGUAAUAUUAUAAUGUUUUUAAAUAAUUUUUAAUACGAAUUUCACAAUAAUUAAUGCCA
This is a messenger RNA of Ceratosolen solmsi marchali, 1936 nucleotides long. RefSeq names its product facilitated trehalose transporter Tret1. Gene Ontology annotation, cellular component: membrane. Gene Ontology annotation, biological process: transmembrane transport. The transcript has 3 exons. Lineage: Eukaryota; Metazoa; Arthropoda; Insecta; Hymenoptera; Agaonidae. The coding region runs from base 247 to 1866 and encodes 539 amino acids. Gene Ontology annotation, molecular function: transmembrane transporter activity. The record is from RefSeq and is a predicted model, not a curated record.